CAUCGGCCAGCUAGCGGUCCCAGCGACGACGUAGCUAUCCGCAACAAUGCCUCCGAAAAAGGGCCUCGCUACCACAAGGAAGGUAGACAGGUACAUCUACAUUGACGAAGACGCCGGCCCUCCCGCAGCAACAGUGAAGAGUGUUCACGUUGCCAAAGCAAGGAAUCCUCUGGAAGACAGGAGCACUCCAGCGAAACAACACAGCAGAAGCUGUUCAUUGUUGGCCAACUGUGACGAGGAGAACAUUGACCCUAACGACUUCCGCGGGGUCCCAAAGCGCUCUAAUUCCAUCGAGCCCUGCCAAGCCACUGAGAGCUCCCAUUCAGUCGGGCUACAACAGAGCACCCUUGCCAACAACCUUUUUCCGCCCAAAAACCAAGAGCACGCCCUACCACGGUUCGAGACAGUUGGCUCAAAUAUUCCUCUAAGACCCUUGCGCCGACUGCAACGAUCGGACACGCCCCUCCAAGACACCCCCAACCCGAACCCUUUACACAACCACAACGCGCCCGCCGAACAACAACCAGCACCCCCUCCCAAGACUCGCCGCCUCAAGUCCCGCACAAAGCGCUUGGACUCGACCGCCUCAGAAUCCUCCCAGCAUCCACACGUCUCAUCGGACCCUCCCAUCUAUAAGCCAUCCGCGAAAAUGACCACCAUGAUCCCCGGCGGUGCCUUCGUCCCACCCAACCAGCAGCGUAACCUACGCGCCUGCAUGGUUUGCUCGAUCGUGCGUACGUACACACAGUUCAUGAGCGGCGGCUGCCCCAACUGCGAAGAGAUUCUCGAACUCGCUGGGAACUCCGAGAACGUCAACGACUGCACUUCGCAGGUCUUCGAAGGCCUGAUCACUGUUGCAGAUACUUCGAAGAGCUGGGUUGCCAGGUACCAGCGGCUGGAGGGCUACGUCGCUGGUGUCUACGCUACGCAGGUCGAGGGCAUCCUGCCUGAUGAGAUGAUAUCGGCCAUUGAGGCAGCGGGCAUCAACUACGUACCCAGGGACGGCAGCGAGGACCAGAUGAUUCCCAAGGACUAGUCUUCCGCUCAUUAACACAAAAGAAUGGCGCUGUAGGUGCAAGGCAAAAGAACAACAGGACAACAGGAGGUGGAGCCAUCAUUUUGCAUAUUUAGCAAUGGAGUUACGGCAAAGGAAGCAUGUUAAGAUGCUCAGACCGGGGCAGAUACCAGAUGUAAGAGACAUGUACCAACCAGAAUCUCGCUGUGCUCAUCAUCAACUUAGAGACUAGCAGAGCAGCUUGUGAUGUCAAGCAAGGUGCCGACUAUAAGAUAUGCAAAACUAUGAAAGUUUUCACAUACGAC
This is a messenger RNA of Didymella exigua CBS 183.55, 1320 nucleotides long. RefSeq names its product Spt4-domain-containing protein. NCBI's taxonomy places the organism in Eukaryota, Fungi, Ascomycota, Dothideomycetes, Pleosporales, Didymellaceae. Bases 47 to 1036 code for a protein of 329 amino acids. Gene Ontology annotation, biological process: positive regulation of DNA-templated transcription, elongation; regulation of transcription elongation by RNA polymerase II; mRNA processing. Gene Ontology annotation, cellular component: DSIF complex; nucleus. The record is from RefSeq and is a predicted model, not a curated record. The transcript has a single exon. Gene Ontology annotation, molecular function: zinc ion binding; RNA polymerase II complex binding.